Messenger RNA from Fonsecaea erecta, 1155 nucleotides. RefSeq lists its product as hypothetical. The transcript has a single exon. Gene Ontology annotation, molecular function: DNA-binding transcription factor activity, RNA polymerase II-specific. The record is from RefSeq and is a predicted model, not a curated record. Lineage: Eukaryota; Fungi; Ascomycota; Eurotiomycetes; Chaetothyriales; Herpotrichiellaceae. Bases 1 to 1155 code for a protein of 384 amino acids. Gene Ontology annotation, biological process: regulation of transcription by RNA polymerase II.
AUGACCUCAGCGACAUUCACUUUGCACGAUCUUCGGCUGUUCCACCACUUCCUCUGCUUCGCGUACCCGCCAUUGCCUCUGGCAAAUAAGUCAGCUUGGACGCAAGACGUACCUCAACUCAGUUAUCAUUCAGAGCAUCUGAUGAGUGCUCUACUGGCUCUGGCAGCUUCGCACAUGAGCGCAUUGACCGGGGUAGACAAUGACCAGUCCACUGCAUUAUGGCACAAGGGCCGUGCAAUAUCGGGUCUCAAGAAUGCACUCAACAAAUCCCACCACUCAUCGAUCGAGUAUGAUGUGAUGCUGGCAACUUGUUAUGCCCUGGCCUUUCAGUCCGCCCUUCUUCCUGGCUCAGCUGUCGAUUUUGCAACCUUUGUCCGAGGUUGUGCUCUCGUUACAGGACGCAUCCAAGAUGAGGGGAAGCAAUCGAUCUUCAACUGCCCGUCCUACGCGGAUUUCUCUCCAAAUCAAGGGGCAUCGUCGUGCAAACUCAAUGUCCACAGUCUGAUUGCCGGAUCCCGUUGUCAGGUGUUGCUAACAAAGGGUAUGGCGUCACUUGUUACAGCACACGAGUGUAUUGCACACACAGGAACGGGGUAUAAUCUUUUUAGAGCCCUCGAGUCGACAUUUUCUGGAUUCCAAGAAUCUCCCAGUCUGGGAUAUGACCGAUUCCGCAGCUAUUACGGUUUUUGGUUCAAGCUUGCAGAACCUAAAGACGUCUUCUCUCCGGAUGCAGUCAACGAGGCGGCGUUCUUGCUUUGGGCGUUCUUCAUCGGUCUGCAGCUCUUGAUCACAAUGUUUGUGGUCGAAAUCACCAGGUCUGAAAUGAAAAGAGACUGGAGAGCAAGACUCGAGCAAUCAAAUGGUGCUGCAAAGAUGAUCGGAAUGGCAGAAUGGCUUCUCGCUAUUGAAAUUACCACGCCCACUCACCUGCGGAAGCACCUCUCUUGGCCGACACUUGUCUCGGGCGAGGUACUCUCUGGACUACGGAUGACGACGGCAUCGAGAACUCUGGUCGAAGCGAAGGUGGAGGUGCUUCACCACCUGGAAUCACGCUCUCACAACGCGUUGGGAACACUCCUGGAGUUGUCUGCGAGUCUAGCCAACUGGACAGAAGACCUCCUUGCAUCACGAAGUGGCGAAGAAAAGCAGCGGUGA